GGCCCAUGUGGAGGAUGUGAGGAUGCGCGAGCGUCUGCUGUGGGACGAGCCGCUGCAGAUCUCCUGGCUGAUGGAGGCCGAGCCGUUCACCUCCUCCCUCCAGACGGGGGUUCCUGUGGCGGGCGCCAGCAUGACCCUGGAGCAGAAGACCACCUUUGCCUUCGUCAUCUUCCUCUUUGUCUUCCUCUGCAUGCUGAUCGUGCGCUGCUUCCGCAUCCUGCUGGACCCCUACCGCAGCAUGCCCACCUCCACCUGGGCCGACGGUCUGGACGGACUCGAGAAGGGCCAGUUUGAUUACACGCUGGCAUAGAGACACACACUGACUCACACACACACACACUCCCGCAGAGCGCUGGACAUCCUGAAGUCAUGCACAAACACGUGUAGAAAUACAUCAAAU
Messenger RNA from Sinocyclocheilus rhinocerous, 400 nucleotides. It is a transcript of the gene ctxn3, whose product is annotated as cortexin 3. The record is from RefSeq and is a predicted model, not a curated record. The transcript has a single exon. The coding region runs from base 23 to 310 and encodes 95 amino acids. NCBI's taxonomy places the organism in Eukaryota, Metazoa, Chordata, Actinopteri, Cypriniformes, Cyprinidae.